This is a messenger RNA of Physcomitrium patens, 522 nucleotides long. RefSeq lists its product as uncharacterized. NCBI's taxonomy places the organism in Eukaryota, Viridiplantae, Streptophyta, Bryopsida, Funariales, Funariaceae. Gene Ontology annotation, biological process: photosynthesis. The record is from RefSeq and is a predicted model, not a curated record.
AUGGCGUCGUGUGCUCUGCUCCUGCCCACCACGCUUGCGCCCACCGCCCUCCCUGCUCCCUGCUCCUCCGCUCCUACCCACGUCGCGGAUGGCGCCCGCGCUGCCGGUGCUCGCCUGCUCGUGUCGUCGCGCGGUGCUGCUGUGAGGCCCAGUGGACGCUUGGAGACACUUGCGUCGAUGGGCCGAUUCAGGGUGGCGAGGACGGACGAGCGGUGGAGAGUGCGAGUGGUGUGCGCAAUGGCUGUGGACUUGGGGGGAUCGAGGUCGAGCGAGGGAGCGGGGAAGGUGGAGGCGGGGACGCGGAUACGGGUGAUUGGACCUUUGAAGGUGUACCAUGUGCCCAAGCAUCCGGAAUUGGACAUCGUUGGGCUGGAAGGGGAGGUGAAGGAGGUGGUGACGACGUUCAAGGGCAAGCCGGUGUCGGCGACGCUCCCGUUUAAGGUGCAGCUGAUGACGCCGGGCGAGGAGAGCCGGAAGUUCGUGGUGCAUUUGAAGGAAGGCGAAUUGGAGGUUGUGGAGUGA